Messenger RNA from Otolemur garnettii (small-eared galago), 1420 nucleotides. RefSeq names its product zinc finger protein 154. The record is from RefSeq and is a predicted model, not a curated record. Gene Ontology annotation, biological process: negative regulation of transcription by RNA polymerase II. Bases 104 to 1420 code for a protein of 438 amino acids. Lineage: Eukaryota; Metazoa; Chordata; Mammalia; Primates; Galagidae. Gene Ontology annotation, molecular function: DNA-binding transcription repressor activity, RNA polymerase II-specific. The transcript has 3 exons.
CUGCACAGAAGGGUCUGAGGCUCGGCAACGCCUCCCCGAGUGACUGGCAUCAGGCCUGGGAUAGGGACCGCCGCUCCCGGCCCCGCUUCUCCGACAGGGCCCGAUGGCUGUGGCCACUCCGAGGGACGCGGCUCAGGGCACUGUGACCUUUCAAGAUGUGGCUGUGUACUUCUCCUGGGAGGAAUGGGGUCUCCUUGAUGAGGCUCAAAGAUGCCUAUACCGUGAUGUGAUGCUGGAGAAUUUGGCUCUUAUAACCUCCUUGGAUGUUUGUCAGCACCAGAAGCAGCACUUUGGAGAGAAAUACUUCAGAAGCAUUGUGGGCAGAACAUUGUUUGUGAAGAGCUACAAAUUUCAUGUGUCAGGGGAGACCUUUACCUGCAGAGAAGUUGGGAAAGACUUCCUGGCCAAGUUGGGAUUUGUUCAUCAACAGGCCACUCACAAUGGGGAGCAGUCAAGUAGCAUAAGCAAUUAUGGGGCUGUCAGUCACAGUGAAAAAACUCAUUACAACUGUGAAGAAUACACAAAACCAACGAGCCAAAAACACACACUUGUUCAGCAGCAGAGAGCCCUCACUACAGAAAGAUGUUACAUGUGCAGUGAAUGUGGGAAAUCCUUUAGCAAAAGCUACAGCCUCAGUGAUCAUUGGAGAGUUCACAGUGGAGAAAAGCCUUAUGAAUGUCGGGAAUGUGGGAAAUCCUUUAGGCAAAGCUCUAGCCUUAUUCAGCACCGGAGAGUUCACACUGGAGUACGACCUCAUGAAUGUGAUGAAUGUGGAAAAUUAUUUAGCAACAAGUCCAACCUGAUUAAACAUUGGAGAGUUCACACUGGAGAAAGGCCAUAUGAGUGCAGUGAAUGUGGGAAGUCCUUUAGUGACACCUCUGCACUUCGUCAACACCAGAGCGUUCACACUGGAGAGAGGCCUUAUGAGUGUAGUGUGUGUGGGAAAUUUUUUACAUAUCAUUCCAGUCUUAUAAAGCACCAGAAAGUUCACAGUGGAUCAAGGCCUUAUGAAUGUAGUGAAUGUGGGAAGUCAUUUAGCCAAAACUCUAGCCUCAUUGAACACCGUAGGGUUCAUACUGGAGAAAGACCUUAUAAAUGCAGUGACUGUGGGAAAUCCUUUAGCCAAAGCUCUGCACUCCUUCAACAUCGGAGAGUUCACACUGGAGAAAGACCCUAUGAGUGUGAUGAAUGUGGGAAAUUUUUUACCUACAGCUCCAGUCUCCAGAAACACCAGAGAGUUCACACUGGUUCAAGGCCUUACGAAUGCAGUGAAUGUGGGAAAUCCUUUACUCAGAACUCCAGCCUCAUUAAGCAUAGGGGGGUACACACUGGGGAAAGACCUUAUGAGUGCAGCGAAUGUGGGAAAUCUUUUAGCCAUAACUCUAGCCUUAUUAAACAUCAAAAAAUUCAUAGUCAAUAA